This is a messenger RNA of Paramecium tetraurelia, 1151 nucleotides long. RefSeq lists its product as uncharacterized. The record is from RefSeq and is a predicted model, not a curated record. Lineage: Eukaryota; Ciliophora; Oligohymenophorea; Peniculida; Parameciidae. The transcript is spliced from 2 exons.
AUGGAAAUUGAAGAAGAAGAAAGGACCAUCCAAGAACUAAUAGCAUCUUAACCAUCAAUUAUUAAUGUGGCAAUUUAAGUUGAUUUGGAUUAAUAUUUUCAAAAAAUCAAUGUCAAAUUGAAUAAAGAGCUCAUGAAAAAUAAUCAUCUACGUAAUAGCUAUUUGGACAUAUUUGAAAAAGACAGCAUACAAAGGAAACAAUGCUCAACAACUGAAUUAUUAAUCAAUUUAUUCAAGACUUCUUAUACAGAAUUUAUGAAUAAAUAAAUCGACAAUAUUGGAAUUAUUAAACUAUUUAUUGAAGACAAUAUUGAUGCCUUCAUUACAGGGUCACUGAUACCUCCUCAAUAAGUUUGGCAUGAUUAUAAGAUAUUGAUUUUAGCCAUUAUUAUUAAAAUUAUGAGAAUGAAAAGCACUACAGGACAACUAAUUUAUGAAUGCAUGGUGGCUCAAUUAUAUCAAAAAUUAGCUUGUGUUUUUAAAAACGAGGGUCCACCUAUACCAGAAUUCAAAGAUUAUUUUGAGUGGUACUUUUGGUCAAGUGACAGAAACAAACAAUUAGAAAUUAAUGAACUGACAGAAGAUGAAUAGCGUUAAUUAAGAAUAGUAAGCAUCAUCAGAAAAUAUUCCUUUCUUUUUUGGAGUUUAUUAUGGGUUGAUCCCAAUUAAAUUCUAAACUUAAAUCCAGACCUACAACAAUUUAGAGAGUAAUAGAAAAUUCCUGCUUAUAGAUAUUUGGAUAAGGAUAGAUAAAUGUUUGCAACGCUAAUUUUAAAAUUCGUUUAAUGUGAUACUUUUGCCUUUGUUCCAGCACUUAAUGCAUUGUUUGAUGUUGUUUAAGACAAGAAAAUAUUGUUGCCUAUUUUCAAUAAAUUUUCAGAUAAAUUGAAUAAUGAAGGACUCCUAGAGAGUUUGUUGGAUGAUAUAGGACCAUUGAAGGAAUAAGCUAAAAAUGAGUUCUUUGUUUAUCCUUAGGUUCAUGAUAAAGGAUUAGUAAAGAUUGUUUAAGGGAAAUUAAAAAUACUCAGGAAUGAGGCAAGCCAAACAGAAAAUGAUUUUUAUGCAAAAUUAUUUUUAAACGAUUAGAGACCUACAUUCUAUUAGGAUUGAUUUAAAUAACAGUUAAUAUUUUAAUUUUUGAAUUUAUUUUA